AUGUAAACGGAAUAAUUUUUUUUCGAUUCUACCAAUAACAAUGAAAGGAGUUAAUGGGUGAAAUUAAAUUAAAUAAAGCGUCCAAUUUCAACUAUUCGAUUAUUUGAAGGAACUUUAUUUAUAAAGAGUAAGAAACAUGAUUUAUAUAAACCGAAGUUUUUUAAGUUAUUCACAGAUAGAUUAAACAUUUAUAAUGUAAUAUAUACAAUAACAAAUAUAUAGAAUAGCAGAGAAUAAAAAGAAAUAGCUGCUUUAUUUUUGACAAAUGUUUACUUAGAUCUCAUCUCUUAAAACAUAAUGGAAAAAGAUAAGCAUCCAAUAGUACUUAUAUCAGGGUCUAAAAAAUAUAUAUUUAAUGCUAAAUCAUAAGAGUAAAAAUAAAAAUGGAUAGAAAAGUUCAAGAUGACUUGCAUUUUAAAUAAUUAUAGAGAUAUAUUUUUGAAUCUCAAAGUAAUAGGAAAAGGAACAUAUGCAAAGGUAAUAAAGAAAAUAAAUAAGGUUCUCUUAGCCUAAAGAAAAUAAAAUUAAAGUAAAUAUGCCGUUAAGACUUUCUAAAAAUCAGCAUUAAUUGAUAAAAAUAAUAAAUAAAGAGUAAGAGUAUAAUUGAUAUAAACAAGUAAGGAUUACUUAAUGAAAUUGAUUUACUACGUUCUUGUGAUCAUCCUAAUAUAAUAAAGUUAUAUGAAAUUUAUGAGAGUGGAGAUUAUAUAUAUUUGGUGAUGGAAUUGUUAGAAGGAGGAGAAUUAUUUGAUCUCAUUCUAGAAACAUAAUGUUUUCAAGAAUCCAAAGUUGCUUUAAUAAUGUUCAAAAUAUUUGAUGCUUUAGAAUAUUUACAUACAAAAGUAUAAAUAUUAAAUAAUUAGCAAAGAAUAUAAUGCAUAGAGACAUAAAGCCUGAGAAUAUUCUAUUAAAAGAUAAAUCAGAGAAUUUCGAAUUAAAAAUAGCAGAUUUUGGUUUAGCAUCAUAUACUGAAGCUGAUCUACUUAUAACUAGAUGUGGAACUCCUGGUUAUGUUGCUCCAGAAAUUUUAGAAGAUAAAAAAUAUAAUGAGAAGGUUGAUGUUUUUAGUGCAGGAAUCAUCCUUUAUAUUUUGUAAAUUUUAAGUUGUAUUAUAUUAGACUCUCUGGAUAAGCUCCAUUUUAUGGAAAUAGUCUUGAUGAAAUUAUAGAAAAAAACAGAGAUUGUUAAAUUAAUUUUAAAGAUCUUAAAGUAUCUGAAGAUGCUCUAGAUUUAUUAAAGAGAUCUUUAGAACCUAAUCCAGAAUAUAGGAUUUCUUCUUUAGAGGCUCUUUCUCAUCCAUUUAUAUCUCGCUUGUACAGAAGAGAAUCUAAUCAUGUUGAUGAAAUUAAUUUCGACUAAAAUUUAAAUGAAAAAUAUAGUAUCUUAGAUAGUAUGAAAAAGUUUGGAUAGAAUGAUUUACGAUCUAAGAUAUCAAAAUGUAAAUAAAAUGAGUUAAUUUAAUAAACACCAUUUUUAGGAGUUCGAGAAUAUGAUCCUAUUAAAGCAUCAUCUGAUAGUUGGCUUAUGGAAAAAUCAACCAAUCUUGAUUCAAAAUAGAUAUUUUGUUCCCCUAAUCUUUAAUAAUCAUCUUCAGAUUCUGAUUGUUCAAUUCUAAGUACUCCUGAAUAGAAAAAGGAAACAUAAAGAUAAUUUUAAUUUAGUGCACUUUAAUAAAUAGCUUUUCGAAAUUCUCCUACUUAAUCUAUUUAUUCACCUUAAAGCUAAACCAAACCUUAAAUUUAAAUGAAUUUUAAGAAAGCCAAUUAAAUAAGAGAUUAACUCAAGAAAUUAGGCUCAUGACAG
Molecule: messenger RNA, 1803 nt
Organism: Paramecium sonneborni
Lineage: Eukaryota; Ciliophora; Oligohymenophorea; Peniculida; Parameciidae
Source: the annotation of a GenBank genome assembly